AUGGCAGCUUUCAGGACUUCAUCUUCCGUAUUCUUCCAAACACCUGCUCGCGUUUCUUGUCAGCCAUUUAGAAUGUCGGACCCGAGGGAUAUACUUGCCUCCUGCAAUUUUUGGUCACUAGAGUUAGCAAUUCGUCUAGAUUCCACACAAGUCAAAAAUGGAGCGUUUAGAGCCUUCCAACGAGCUCUGGAAGAUGGCGCGGUGUCGACGAGGUCCAAGUUGGUGGGCAAGGCGAAACCACUUGAACUGACCCCUUGCUUGCCUCUAUCGUCGGAGUCCGACAAACCGGGUGGCUCUCAGUCGCCUAUUGAUAUCUCACCGGUCGCAUCCACUACGAAUGUUUCAACGGCCCAAGUACUACUAGAGCGCUCUGAUAUCGACAAAUCGUUGAAAUCUUUGGAGAAUCUGGUCUCCUUACUGUAUGAUUAUGCCCAACUAUGGCAGAACCUUGUGACUAUGGACAAGAAAUUGGCAAGAAGCCUGAAGCGAAGUACUACUGGAGUUGAUGGUCUGGAGUGGCCAGCACAAGUUUUCAUGAAUUCUUCUUCCAUUUUUGAUGCUGUGAGCGAGGUCGAUUCCAAAUAUUCUAAACUCGUUGAGCGGGAAUAUGAGAAUUGCACUCAAGAACUGAAGAAAUGGCUCAAGAAACUGAAGAAAGAGGAUAAAGCCCUGGACGAGUACACCGCUGCAGCGAAUGCCAAGAUCAAGGCAGCAGGUAUGGCUUACGAGAAGAAGUCGAAGAAGGGAAUAACUUCUAGCCCUUCGGUGCCAUCCCUCGAUUCCUAUUCCACCCUUCUAUCCAGUCUCACCAGUGCCGUCAACAAUGCCAAACACCAGCACAUGCUAUUCACAUCCUCUAAACAUGUUUCUGUCCUUUACACCACUUCUGGGAGUAUAGGAAGAAUAGCUGAUGCACAAUGGAUGAAGACCUGCGAGCUCUUGAGAAAAGCCGCCAUAAACGUAGGGCCAUUAGGAGAGGGAAGAAGCUAUGUGGAGUCUGGGUGGAGAGGGGGGCCUGUAGUUGAUCUGCCAUUGAAUUUACCGGUGAACGCGGCGACUGGCAGCACCAAUGGUUUAGAAGCACAACAAAUCACCACCAACGAGAAUGCUCCUAACCCUUUGAUCAACUCUCCACCUAUUCCAACACUCGGAAGACCGAUUAUGCCCACCGGAUCAAAUCAAGCAUCGUCGUCGGCGGCACCUACAUUGAGAUCAGCGCCCUCUUUAUCCACAAAUUACUUGGACGAAGUGACACAGGAGUUGAGGACUUCUUUAGCGUUACCCGAACCUUCGAAGACGGAAAACAAGGGGACGAUUCAGCGUCAGAAGAAUUCAGAUACCAAAGGGAAUGACAUGAAACAACCCGAGGAGCCCCUGAAUCUUCGCACAGAAACGAAACCAGAAACCAGCACGAAGGAGAUCAAGCCAACUCAAAUGGAUGAGACAUCCUCCCCAACUGUACCUUCAUCGAAACAUACUACGCACAGUACUACCACCACCGAUACCAACAUCACCAAUAGUAGCAGGACCACUCAAUCGACCAACACGUCCGCUAAAGAUACAGCGACUAUAUCGUCCUAUGCUUCAAAGGCAUCAAUUGAGGAGAAAACAACGCAGACACCCCUUCCUCCUCCUCCUGAAGAGGCUGCAGUAUUCGAACCUCGCCAUACUCUCGCUAGAACGCCAUUAAAUACAGAGCCUAAUGGCAAAGGAGAGAAACCCCACACUCCCAAAGAUUCCAUCGUUACUCCCAUCCCUGCGCCUGAUAGACAAACCCCUGCCAGUACUAAAGAUUCAGAAGUAGUCACAAACUACUUCCCUCUUGUCAAUAAAGAUAAAAUUGACAAGAAUGAGCCUCAAGGAUCAACCUCCGGUCCCAAACAACCUAUUAGAUCUAAUUCGUCCUAUCCACAGGGAGCUGUCCCCCAAUCACCCCCUCAGCUUCCGCAUGCCCCAAUGUCUUUUGCUGGUAGACCUGUCGGGAGGACAUUGAGCAUAGAUUCAACCACGAGUAAUGGUAGUCAUGUUGCCGCUAUGCGUGAUCGAUAUAAUACAGGCUCUCCACCUUUGCCUAACCCUCACGUUUCCAUGCGCCCCGGAGAAAUAUAUAUUCCACGGGAUCGCGAAGUUGGGCGGGUAUCGGACAUGGCCAGUCGUUUCACGCCUAUUGACGGUCCUCCUCGAGUUCCUACAAGUCAACCCAGGGAGAACAGAAACUCUCGCCCUUCUUAUGCCCCUCAGUCUCCAUCUGCACGAUGGGCAGCUGAUGCACCAUCACCCUUAGGUGAUACCUUACCAAUCAGAACGCCUAUAUCUCGCGACUCUAUUGACGAAUUUGGGACAAGCUUUUCUUCAAUGCCGGUCAAGGCUAGAGACACAAUGCCGAACCCUGACAGGCGUCAUCAGCCAAUGUCUGGUGCCCAAUCUCAAACAAUGGGACCUGCUGGCGCUCUUUCAACCCCCUAUAAUUUACAAAUAACUGAGCUCGAGCUGCGACAGCGAGAAAUGGAGUUGGAGAUACAACGCCAACGAUUACAAUUAGCCAAGGAUCGUGAGGCGCUAUUCAAUCAAGAAAGAGCCUAUCAAGAGGAUACAGACCACAGUGAUUAUGCUAAUGGACGAGAAGUACGAGGGCAUGCCAGAUACAGCAGAAAUAUUGAUGCUAAUCGUGGUGGUUAUGGUGAUUUCUAUGAGAGAACAGGCCCUAGGGACGGAUAUGACACACCUAAUAGGGAUCCCUAUGGUGUCACAAAUCAAUACGGAUACGAGCGAGAGAGGGGUCGAUAUGAACCAAAUUUAGGGUCAUCUCAGAUGCCCGUUGAGGCGGUUGGGCCGAGCUCUUAUCGGAAUCGAGCUUACACGGCAGAUUCAAGGCCAUCAGACUCCCCUCAACGAUCGCACGUGGAUUUGUCGUCGGGCUUAGGAGUACUUGGGCUUGGCUUGCCUCCAGGAGCGGGUCCCUCGGCACGCCUUGGAACUCCUUCCAGGGAAAGCUUACCCUUGGCGGGCCCGUCUACACAAAACCUUGGUCCUCCUUCGAUUCCAACCGCUGAGGGAUCCUCAGCGACGAAAGGUCCAUCUCCCAGGAGAUCAGCAGACGCCAUAUCUCCCGGUCCUGGAACAUCCAGUGCCAAAGGUAAGGAGAAGGAGAAGGGCGGAACUUGGAUAGGAAGAGGGUUGAAGAGGUUUAGCAUGCCACUAGAUGCUAAACCAAACUCCUGA
Molecule: messenger RNA, 3222 nt
Organism: Acaulospora colombiana
Lineage: Eukaryota; Fungi; Glomeromycota; Glomeromycetes; Diversisporales; Acaulosporaceae
Source: the annotation of a GenBank genome assembly